ACAAUAAAAAUAGUUUUUUUUUACCUGGAAACCAGUAAGUAUUAAAUCUACGACAGAGACAAUGGCGGCUACUGCUAGUGAGGCUAUUAUGAUUGAGCUGGAGAAAGAAGGCUGUGAGUGGAUUCGAAGUGAAAGAUUUGAAAAAAGAAAAGCUGAAGAGGCCAAAAACAGAGAGAAAAACAACCCAAUGAAGUUGUGUGUACUGAAAUUCGAUCAUUUUGAAAACAUCCAUCGAUUGGAUAAAAAACUGCCAGUUUUCGAUGGAGCACCAAAUUUUAGACAGGUUCCUGGCUACCUUGUAUUUGGUACAGGUCAACCUACUAAAGAUGGGUUUCUUCUAACGUUAAAGUAUAUCUCAGAAGCAGUUCAAGCAUCACAUAUUCUUUGGACUAACAUGAGACAGGAGCCCGUGGUUUAUCUUAAUGGACAAUCCUUUACACCCCGUCUUCCUGACAGGAUGAACGAAAAUAUGGAGUUUCCUGGUAUUAGUGGGGAUGAUAUCGAAUGGCUCCAGGAGCAGUUUGUAAAGUCUAUAAAGGAUAAGGUGGAUGAGGUUAAGAAGGACAGAUAUACUCCCGAUGAAGAGAAAGGAUUGAAACGAAAGAAAAAAGUUGGUUUCAACAAUUCACCAAAGGUGAGGUACUACAGGGAUACAUAUGCUGAACAUCCUGAGGAUCGGAAGAAUAUUGAGUACAGUGUACAUCUUGAUAACGAGGAAGAUCUGAUUACACUUGGUGGACUCUACUCAGAUCUCAAGCAGUCUGGGUUCUCAUUGCAAUACGCCAGGAUGCCUAUAAUUGACGAGAAAGCCCCAACAGUUGGAGAUUUUGACGCACUGUUGGAGAUGUUACGAGUAGCAGAUGAUAAUACAGCAUGUGUUUUCAACUGUCAGAUGGGUAAGGGACGAACUACAACUGGAAUGGUGAUUGCUUGCUUGAUUAAAGAUAUCGUGCAUGGGCAUAAUAAGGGGAAGGAGUACAUCUUUAGACAGGUGGAUAGAAAUGAAAUUCCAGACGAGGAAGAAGCUCUGGAAGAAGAACACAGAUUGGGAAACUAUGUUGUAUUGGAUAAGCUGUAUCAGUAUCUUCCAGAAGCCAGAACAGCUAAAGCUCAUCUUGAUCAUAUCCUUGAUCUUUGUGGUGAACCAGCUACAGGUGGUACUGGUCUACAGAACCUACGUGAAUGUAUACAGUGGGCUGAGACAAAGUUUAACUUUGAACCUAAAAAUAAAAAGGCUUUCUGGAGACAAAUGGGACAGAAUUUUAUUGAACGAUACUGUUAUCUUAUUCUGUUCACAGCAUAUCUGCAAGAGAGAGCGCCUAGGGAGUUCGAUAUCAACUUCUCCUUGUGGCUGGACAUUAGAGCAGAGAUGAGAGAAAUAGUUGCUCAAGGAACUAAAUCCUUCAACUGGAACUAAAUUUAUGUGGAACUGUUCACAAUAUUUAUUAGAACAGUCAAUGCCAAUGCUUUAAACUAUGGUUUCGUUUUUUUAUCUGAAAAUUUAAUGAAAUAAAAAUUUUACUUGUGAUUAGGCAGGCAAAAGUGAAAA
This is a messenger RNA of Eurytemora carolleeae, 1549 nucleotides long. Its product is annotated as paladin. The coding region runs from base 62 to 1417 and encodes 451 amino acids. The transcript is spliced from 16 exons. The record is from RefSeq and is a predicted model, not a curated record. NCBI's taxonomy places the organism in Eukaryota, Metazoa, Arthropoda, Copepoda, Calanoida, Temoridae.